Molecule: messenger RNA, 927 nt
Organism: Rotaria sordida
Lineage: Eukaryota; Metazoa; Rotifera; Eurotatoria; Philodinida; Philodinidae
Source: the annotation of a GenBank genome assembly
AUGGCUUCUUCAACAACGAUAGAUAUUCUACGAAUAAGUCAAACUUACAAAGCCUUUCGAAAUAAUCAAUGUGUUUUAUAUUUUGUAACCGAAUCGAUAUCAAAUAUAUGUCAAUUAAUAAUAUAUUUUGUUAUAUAUGUAUUAAUAACACUAAAUGACAUUGAUCCAGGAAAUUCAACACUUUUUUGGUGUAAAUUUCGUGCUAUGAUGAUUGCAUUAUGUACAGUAAUUUCAUUUUCUACAAUAUGUUUCUCUGCUUGUGAUCAAUAUCUUUCGACAAAUCUUCAAUUCAAUAUAAGAAAAUUGAGUACAACUAAAUUGGCUCAAAUUCUAAUAUUUACAGCGAUUGUUAUUUCAAUAUUACAUGCCAUUCCAUUUGCUAUUUUUCUUGAAAUUCGAGCAUCGUUAUGUCGUGUUUUCAAUCCAAUAAUGUCUCAAUACCUAUCAUUUUUCUAUUAUCCAAUAUUAUCUGGACUUCUACCAAUUUUCAUAGCAUCAUUAUUUAGUAUUUUAGCAUAUCACAAUGUUCGACGAAUUGUUCGACGACAAAUACCUAUAGUUCGUCGACGACUUGAUCGACAAUUGACAGCAAUGGUCCUUGUUCGUGUUAUUACGUUUGUUAUUUUAACAUUACCUUAUGCUAUUCAAAGAAUGUACACAUAUCUUGCAAAAGUUGAUCAAUCAAAUCUUUUUCUACUUGCAAUUAAUACUCUAGUGGCAGGAAUUAUAAGUUCAUUUUUCAAUUUAAAUUAUGCGGUAUCUUUUUAUAUAUUUAUUGCAUCUUCAUCACGAUUUCGUCGUCAGGUGAAACAUAUCUUGCUAAAAAACUGUUGGCGACGAUUGAAACAAUGGUUUUCUUGCAAUGAAAAUCAAAUUCAUCCAAAUAUGCCGACACAAUUAGUUGAUUCAGGCAUUGAACUACAAUGA